Penicillium vulpinum is the source of this 2364-nucleotide messenger RNA. RefSeq lists its product as uncharacterized. NCBI's taxonomy places the organism in Eukaryota, Fungi, Ascomycota, Eurotiomycetes, Eurotiales, Aspergillaceae. The record is from RefSeq and is a predicted model, not a curated record. The coding region runs from base 1 to 2364 and encodes 787 amino acids. The transcript has 4 exons.
AUGGUGGGAAGAAGGAAAAAUCGCGCGGCUGCGCAGCCUGCUGUCCGGACUCCUAGUAUUUCUACGCGAUCUGGACGCACAGCACAAGAUACCAAUACUAUUGCAAUUCCCACUACUCGUGGAAGAGGUCGAGGCCGAGGACGUGGUCGCGGCCGUGGCCGCACCAGUCUUCCUGGUCGUCUUCCUUCUGAAUCACCGAGACCAGAAGUUCUCUCGCGCAUCAUCAAAUUCAAAAUCCCCAAACUAAAACUAAUUCAACAUGCUGAGUCUGAUGCUCCCCAUGAGGGUCCCCAUGACGGGGAAAAUGAAAGUGCAUCCGCUAGUGCUGUCUCACAAAACCCAGAGACCCCUCGCACUCGGCGUCCUCGGCACCCUCGGACUGUUCCUGAGUCUUCGCGGACCACCCGGCAGUCAGCAAGACUGAAGCCGGAUGGAGAUGGCGUCUACGAAGAGGAUGUCUCACCAACUAAGGUCGUUGAGAGUCAAAUCACCGAGCCAGAUGAUGACAUGGACUCUCACCACUAUGAUGAGGAAUUCAAAUCCGAACCUCCAUUUCAAAAAAUAUCUCAAUCCCCUGAACCUCGCACAGUUGCUUCAGCCCCGGUGUCGCCUGGAGCUAUUCAAACCAAGCCUGCUGACGCAAAGGCGGAGGACACCCCUGUUGGUCAAAGUCCCAUUAUUUCCCAAAUCGAAGAAGCGCCGCUCGGUGCGGUGUCUUCACCUCGACUUGCGCGCAAGCGGAAGUCACUCGAAAUGCAAAACGAAACCCCGGAUAUUGAUUCCGAGGAUCCUAUGAACAAAAAGCUGCGAAUUGAUGAGACUGAACCAGAAGAGACCCCAGAGAGCCACUUACAAAAUGGCACAGAGCUUGAUACUCAAAAUGAAACAUCUCCCGAAGACAUCCCUAUUCCUUCGGAGGAAUUUGACCCCCCCGCUUACAACUCUGCUGUUCGUGGAAGCCGUGGAGGUCGAGGAGCACGUGGCGGCCGGGGUCGGGGACGUGGCCGGGGUCGUGGUCGUGGCGGUCGCGGUGGAUUCGUCGGCCCGAUUCGACCUACAGCAGUUACCAAGUCUCGAGGUAGUCGAGGACGUGGCCGUGCCAAGGCCGCUAUUAUCAAACGCGGGAAGAAAAUCGAAGACGAGAUCUGGGACGUCACCGAAAAUUGGCGUGGUCCCACUCCAUCGCCUACUCCAGAAUCAAUGCCGACAAAAACUCGCCAGGAGGAAAUGUCUGCACUCUUCAAGAAGGUUGGCCAGGCGCAGCAUGUCGCGCUGAGUUUCAUGGCCGAGCAGACCAUGAACAGGCUUGCUCGCGAGAAAAAUGUGCACAAAGAAUGUCCUGAAUUCGAUCAAGUCCAGCGGGAUCUGGAUGAGUACGAACGCAAGGCAAUUGAGAAAUUGAAUGUCGAGUACAAGAUGAACACUGAGUUGAAAACUCGGACGUACAAGGGCAACGUUCACAUUUUAAAAGACAGUUCAAGGGCGCUCAUUGAGGAAGUUCAAGACGAGAUGCUUACGAUGCUUAUGGGCAAGAUGAUGGCCCUGAUCCAGGGCCGCAGGGUGGCUGAGGACGAUGAACACACCGAGUAUGACACAUCCGAUUCAGAAGAAUCCAUUAAGCAAUUCCUUUUCCGAGACGGCGAGACGGCGGUAAGACAGGUAGAGCGUGGCUUUGCAGCGGAAGCCGUUCGAGAUCCGGAGGGGGCAGUUGACUUUGUGGCAGCGCAGGAGGGAUGGGAGGAAUUUGUUCAGAGAGUACGGAUGGGCCGCUUGAACGAGGAGAUUGCACCAGCAGAAAUCACCGACGAAGAUGCCCUACGAAGAUGCGCCAAGGAUGCUUUCGAUAGCAUGCUUCAUGCAGCCAUUUACAUCAACGAGCAAGAGGCGACUGGCAAGAUCGUCAGCUACGAUGGCACCGCUGAUUUCCCAGUGCACCCACGGGCACUCUCCAUUCUGGCAGACGCAGCUCUGACCGAGCCCCUGCCCCAGCAUCUCCCAAUGAUGCGAACCGACCCCAACACCCACCACCGUGCUCUCCUCCCCCAGCCCACCCACGCCCACCCACCCUCCUCCCUCCAUGGCCACGGGCCAACAGACCCACGGUCCUUCAUCCUCCCACGGCCCACCCCAACCCAGCAGCCGCGGCGCCUUCUCCCCGCCCGCCAGCAGCUGGGGAUGGGGCUGGGCCUGCCAGACCCGUUCGCAAUGAACGGGCCGCCGCAGCUACCCCCUCCCCCGGGCUCGAACUUCGCGCGUUUGCCCCUACCGGGCUACAUGCCCCAGGGCCACGCGCCCUCCCUGUACUUCCCGCCACCGCCGCCGCCGCCCGGAUCACACCCCCAGCCCCCGCCGCGCGGGUAUUAG